This is a messenger RNA of Epinephelus lanceolatus (giant grouper), 777 nucleotides long. The record is from RefSeq and is a predicted model, not a curated record. NCBI's taxonomy places the organism in Eukaryota, Metazoa, Chordata, Actinopteri, Perciformes, Serranidae.
AUGUCUCAAACACAAACCCGAAGAGGGAAAAAAAAAGAAGAAAACAAGAAGAAGACUUUGCCAGUCGAAAACAACUUGAAGGAGGUGGAGUCAGAUAUCGAAGUUGAAGAGGUUCGAGGCGGUUCUUGUGGAACCAUGGAAAAAUUCAAGUCGGACUUGAACCAGCUAAAGGGAGAGAACCGGCUCCUCAAAGAGGAGAUUCGUCUCCUUAAGGAAGAGAACAGACUACUAAAACAGGAGCGGGAUCUCCUAAAGGAGAAGUCUCGUUCCUCUGAGGCCGGUUCACAGAAAAGGAGCCAUGACCUUGGUGAGUCCUCCGACUCCUCUGAGCCUGAGUCCUCCUUUGAAACAAAGAAGGCUGCCAAGAAGAGAAGAAGGAAGCCAGCAUCGUCAUCAUCAUCAGAUGAGGACUCCCCAAAGAAAAAGCCAAAGAAGGCUUCAUUUGGAAAGCGAGUCAGUAGCCCAGAGGAUGUGGUCCACCGCUAUAAGAAGUUGGUGAGGAUGUACAAGAGGACCAGGAGCAUCCCAGAAACCUGUAGGGCCUUUGACUUGGACCGCAACACCAUCGCGGGGACUGCGGUCAUCGCAGAUGUCCUCAUUGCCGGAGAGGGUGGGGGGUGGGGAGAGCUGCCCAUAAUUGCUGAAAAGCAGAGUUUGGCUAGCUUUGCCAAAGUAUGCAAGGCAUUUUUGGAUGCAAACCCCACCCUAAAGGAGAAAGUGGAUAAGAUGAGGAAGGCCAAUGAGCUGCUCACCAUCAAAUACAAAUUUCAGAAAUGA